AUGGCCAAUGUCGAGGCAGGCAAUAUGCCAGUCAACGACGAAAAGGCCAUCGCUCAUCAUAAAGAAAGUAUGGGGGGAGACGGUGCCCAUGAUGCUGCAGAAAGAGGCUAUCUGGCCACGGAUGAACAUGGCCAAGCUCUGGUGGAGUUUGACAAGGCCGCCGAGUCACGAUUGCGGCUGAAGAUUGACUUGUACAUUGUUCCAACCGUGGCAGUGAUGUACCUGUUUUGCUUUAUUGAUCGAGCCAACAUUGGAAAUGCCAAGCUAGCUGGCUUUGACAAGGAUCUUGGUCUUGUAGGCUAUGAUUACAACAAAGUGCUCUCGGUCUUCUUCAUCUCGUAUAUCAUCUUUGAAAUUCCCAGUAAUCUCAUGUGCAAAUGGGUCGGUCCUGGUUGGUGGCUCCCUGCCAUUACUCUUGGAUUUGGCAUUUGCUCUGUCGCCACGGCAUUUGUGCAUGACAUUCAUAGCGCAUCUGGGGUCCGCUUCCUGUUGGGUAUCUUCGAGGCAGGUCUGCUACCCGGAAUUGCAUACUACCUUUCCCGUUGGUAUCGCCGAAGUGAACUUGCUUUUCGUCUGUCCUUGUAUAUUGUUAUGGCUCCGCUGGCCGGAGCCUUUGGUGGUCUCCUGGCCUCGGGUAUCUUGAAGCUCGAUCAUUUUGGCUCUCUCCACACUUGGCGAAUGAUUUUUGCCAUUGAGGGUAUUGUCACCAUUGGGAUUGGUGUUAUUGCAUUCUUCACAUUGACCGACCGGCCGGAGACGGCUCGGUGGCUCUCACAGGAGGAAAAGGAUCUGGCAAUUGCUCGUGUCAAGUCCGAACGCGUGGGCACGACGGAAGUCCUCGAAAAACUUGACGUACCGAAGACCCUACGUGGUAUUUUCAGUCCAGUGACCCUCACCACGGCGCUCAUCUUCCUAUUGAACAAUAUUACUGUUCAGGGUCUUGGAUUCUUUGCUCCCACCAUUGUGAAAACCAUCUAUCCCGACGCCUCUGUGAUUUCUCAGCAACUGCACACAGUCCCUCCCUAUAUUGUUGGAGGCUUCUUCACCGUGUUGUUCCCUUUCCUCAGUUGGCGCUUUGAUAAUCGACUGAUCUUCUUUAUUAUCUGUCCACCGUUGAUGAUGACUGGUUAUAUCAUGUUCCUCGCUAGCGAAGACAGCAUGGUCCGAUAUGGGGCCACCUUUAUCAUCGCCAGCGGGGCCUUUGCCUUCGGUGCGCUAUGUACAGCCCAUGCCUCGGCGAAUGUCGUGUCCGAUACGGCGCGAUCAUCGGCUAUUGGCACGACGGUUAUGUUUGGCAAUGUGGGCGGUCUCAUCAGCACCUGGUCCUUUCUCCCCUCGGACGCUCCCAAUUACCACAUUGGUAAUGGACUCAACUUGGCAACCUCGAGCACCAUCCUCCUGCUCGGGGCUUCGUUGUGGGCGUAUAUGGCCUGGGACAAUCGCCGCCGUGAGCGAGUAGAUGUGGCCGGUGUCUUGGCGGGACUUUCGCGCAAACAGAUCCAGGACCUUGACUGGCGCAACCCUGGAUUCCGUUGGCGGCCCUAG
This is a messenger RNA of Penicillium nucicola, 1545 nucleotides long. RefSeq names its product putative MFS transporter. Gene Ontology annotation, cellular component: membrane. Gene Ontology annotation, biological process: transmembrane transport. Bases 1 to 1545 code for a protein of 514 amino acids. Lineage: Eukaryota; Fungi; Ascomycota; Eurotiomycetes; Eurotiales; Aspergillaceae. The record is from RefSeq and is a predicted model, not a curated record. The transcript is spliced from 4 exons. Gene Ontology annotation, molecular function: transmembrane transporter activity.